AUGGUCUACGCUAAUGAUGAUGGUGAUGAUGAUGAUGAUGAUGAUGAUGAUGAUGAUGAUGAUCAUGACAACUUGUCACCAAAAAACCCAUUAGAUUUACUUCAUCAAACAUGUGAACGACUACUCAAUGAAUGUGCUGAUCGUAAUAGAAAACCAUUGAAAUUUCGUUUUAUUGAAAUUCAUUCAAUGGAUCAUAAUUGGAAUUAUAAUCAACGAAAUAGAAUGAAUAAUAAUGUCAAUGAUUUAGAUAAAAUCAAUACGUUUACUAUUGAUAAUCAAAACGAUCCAUCGAAAUGUUCUAAUGAAAUUCUUGAUUAUUCUAUGAAACAGAUGAAAUAUCCUUUUUAUACAUCAAAUACAUCAAGUUCUUUAUGUUCAACAACAUCAUCGACUUUACAUAGUUCUUCUACUAAUUAUCCUUUUUCAUGUUUCACUUCAUCCGCCUUUAAAUGGUUAAAUCUUCCUUCGAAUUCUUUGAAUGAUUUUUUAAUUUCAUUACAACAAGGAUUGAUCAAUCCAAAUACCUUAUUAUCAUCAUCAUCAUCACCAUUAUCAAAUGUUAACACCGUACAACAACAAUCAAUCUCUUCAUAUGCGAUCCCAACUACACAAACGAUAAAACAAGACAACCUUACAAAUGAAACGUACUUUGAAUAUUUAAAGUUACUUACAAAUUUCUUAAGCUAUUUAUCAUUGUUAAAAUGCCUUAAUACUUCAAAUACAAAAGAUUGUUCUAAUAUUUGGAAUGGUAAUAUAAGUGGGAUAUCAGAGGAGGACAGUAAUCUAUGAGUGAAUAGGAUCAUUUCAUGUUUGUCUUGUAUCUUUUUAUAAUGUGAAACGUUUUAUAUUAAGCAAUAUCAUAUUAUUAUUUUGUAAACAAUUAUAUUUACUUUUUAUUUUUAUAAAUUAUUUAUAUACUACUUAUUUAGAG
Messenger RNA from Schistosoma spindalis, 931 nucleotides. The record is from the annotation of a GenBank genome assembly. Lineage: Eukaryota; Metazoa; Platyhelminthes; Trematoda; Strigeidida; Schistosomatidae.